This is a messenger RNA of Acanthoscelides obtectus, 901 nucleotides long. The record is from the annotation of a GenBank genome assembly. NCBI's taxonomy places the organism in Eukaryota, Metazoa, Arthropoda, Insecta, Coleoptera, Chrysomelidae.
GCUUAACCUUGAUAUUGUGUUCUGUGUCAAUGUUAGAUUUUAGGUUAUGUUAUUAUUUUGAUGUGAAAAUUUGUAUCCUUAUCCAACCGAUUCACCCACUCAGGUUUUCAAUUUCCUAAUCAAACGUUUUGUAAUUCGCGUAUAGAUUGUAAAAAUACACUCAUGUUACAGCUUAUCAGUGUUUUAUCUUGCCAAUAAUUAAAAAAACAAGCAGAUAAUCAGUUACAUCUCCAUAGUAUCUCUAGUUUAAAGUGGAAAUGAGGACUACAGCUUUGAUCUUCCUAGCGUUCGUGGCAUAUGCCCAAAGUGCAGACAACCAAAUCGUUAGAGCAAGGUUGGAGAGCUGCCCUGGCUGCUCCCUAAACAGGCUCCCAGAAGUGAGAGCUUUUGUAUAUGAAGAUAUCCCUAAAUACGAGAAUGUAGAGUGGAAGAAGAUCUCUGGAGCCCCUCCAGAGUUGAUAUUCUUGAAUGAUGCAGAUGAGGAAAUGGAAAGAUACUUUUUGGAUAGAUUGAACAGAGAUGAAUGCAAUAAAUUGCUACAAAGCAAGGGCUUCAAGCACAAAGAAGACACCAAAGAACUGUAGACAAUCUUUGAAUGUUUGCUUGUAUGUACUUAAUAUGGAUAUUUUGUUCCUUUUUGGUUAUUCCAUCCAAUAUACCAAUAGUUCGUAAUCUUUGUUUGAUUGGAUUAAACCAUUAUCAUUGAUCCCUCUAAUAAGAACAUAAUUAAAUGAUGGAAGAUCAACAUGUUGGUCAUAAAAUGAAUUAUCCACAACUCUUUGUUUUUUCAAUCAGAAUACAAAACAUGACAUGUUACAUUGCUCUGUUGUAACAGAGGCAAAAAUCUCAGCGCGUACACUGACUAAUCAUGAUGUGGAUAUAUUCAACACACUAAAUAAAC